GGUAGGCGUGGCACCUCUGCUGACUUCAGGAUGAUGUCGUGCAGACCCCUCUCCUGUUCUUCACACCCCUGAAGCAUCUGGCCCCGUGUCUGAGCUCCAGCUUCCCCUCAGCCUUGGAGAAAGGAGAAGACCUCCUGGGGCAGUGCUUCCUGUCACGAAGAGUUUCUAGACAUUUGCCUUGAGCAUGACCAGUCAGAAAGACUCGCAGGACAACACCAUCGUCAGAAUAGCCGCUCACUUACCGGACCUCAUUGUCUAUGGGAAUUUCUCUCCAGAGCGACCUUCCGUGGAUUAUUUUGAUGGAGUCCUGAUGUUCGUUGAUAUUUCAGGUUUCACCGCGAUGACGGAGAAGUUCAGUACGGCCAUGUACAUGGACCGGGGGGCCGAGCAGCUGGUGGACAUCCUGAACCACUACAUAAGCGCCAUCGUGGAGAAAGUGUUGCUGUUUGGAGGAGACAUCCUAAAAUUUGCAGGUGAUGCGUUGCUAGCCCUAUGGAAGGUAGAACGGAAGCAACUGAACAACAUCAUCACUGUGGUCGUCAAAUGUAGCCUGGAGAUCCACAGCCUCUUUAUAAACAAGGAGCUGGAAGAAGAAGAAGGCCUGGAUAUUCGGGUGAAGAUAGGGCUGUCUGCUGGCCACAUCACCAUGGUAGUCUUUGGGGACGAAAGGCACAACUACUUCCUGGUGACUGGUCAGGCAGUGGAGGACGUGCGCAAUGCACAGAACAUGGCGCAGAUGAACGAUGUCAUCCUGUCCCCUAACUGCUGGCAGCUCUGUGACCGCAACAUGAUUGAAAUUGAGAGGAUUCCAGAGCAGAGAGCUGUGAAGGUUAAGUUCUUAAAACUACCCCCUACCUUUAACUUUGAUGAAUUUUUCAAAAAGUGUAUGACCUUCAUGAGUUAUUAUCCUCCCAGUCAGCUCAAAAACACGCUGAGGUUGGCGUGCUUGCUGGAGUCCAACCCAGAGCUGGAGGAAUCACUGCAGAAGUACGUGAUGGAGAGCAUCCUGAAGCAGAUUGAUGAUAGACAGCUCCGGGGCUAUUUGUCUGAGCUUCGGCCAGUGACGAUUGUGUUUGUGAACCUGGUAUUUAAAGAGCAGAACAAGGUGGAAGUCAUAGGUUCAGCCAUCCAGGACGCCUGUGAGCACAUCACCUCGACCCUGCAGGCCUUCCGAGGCCAGAUCAAUAAAGUCUUCAUGUUUGACAAGGGCUGUUCCUUCCUUUGUGUCUUUGGUUUCCCCGGAGAAAAGGAGCCCAACGAAGUCACUCACGCUUUGGAAAGUGCUGUGGACAUAUUCGACUUCUGCUCCCAGGUGCCUAAGAUCCAUACGGUGUCCAUCGGUGUGGCCAGCGGCAUCGUCUUCUGUGGCAUCAUCGGACACACAAUGCGACAUGAGUACACAGUCAUUGGUCAGAAAGUCAACAUCGCCGCCAGGAUCAUGAUGUACUACCCAGGAAUUGUGACCUGUGACUCUGUGACCUACAAUAGCAGCAACCUACCAGCUUACUUCUUUAAAGAGCUCCCAAAGAAAGUGCUGAAAGGCGUUGCAGACCCAGGACCAGUCUAUCAGUGCUUGGGCCUCAAUGAGGAAGUUGUGUUUGGUAUGGCGUACCUCAGGGCCAAAGGAAGUGAGAGCUACCCUUUGCUGGGACGUGAUAAGGAGAUCAAGUACUUCAUGGAUAAUAUGAAGAGAUUUCUGAUUUCUGGCUAUAGCCGUGUCCUCAUUUACGAAGGCAUAACAGGCUAUGGGAAGAGCCAAAUCCUCAAGGAGAUCGAGUACCUGGCCCAGGGGGAGAGGCACAGGACUGUUGCUAUUGCCCUGACGAAGGUGAGCUUCCAUCAGAAUUUCUAUACCAUCCAGAUAUUCAUGGCCAACGUGCUGGGUCUGGAUAACUGCAAACAUUACAAGGAACGACAGACCAAGCUUCAAAACACAGUCAGGAAACUGAUGGACGAGAAGUUCUUCUGCCUCCUUAACGACAUUUUCCACGUCCAGUUUCCCACUACCCGGGAGAUUUCCAGAAUGAGCAGCUUGAAAAAGCAAAAGCAAGUGGAAAAACUGUUUAUGAAGAUCUUAGAGAAGACAGUGCGAAGCGAAAGGGUUAUUCUAAUCAUCGACGAGGCCCAGUUUGUGGACAAGACCUCCUGGCUGUUCAUGGAGAAGCUGAUCCAGACGGUGCCUGUCUACAUCAUCAUGGCCCUGUCAACCGGCAUCGAAGAGCUCUGUGCCUCCGCCACCAACAUCAUGAAGAACAGGAACACCACCUAUGUCACACUCGGUGCGGUUCAGUCCAAGGACAUCCGUAACAAGACCUGCUAUGACCUCAACGUAAGCAGCAUCUCAAGAGAGUUGGACAUGUACCUGGUGGAGGGGAGCUGUGGGAUUCCAUUUUACUGUGAAGAAUUGGUUGCCAACCUUGACCACCACAAGGUGCUCCACUUCCGGCAGAUGGAUUCUGAGGAGAAGAGUAAUGUGACCUGGAACAACAUGUUCCGUAAUUUUAUUAAGCCAACAGAAGAAUUAAAAAUAUUUUUUAAUGCACAGGAGGGAAAUGAUGUAGUCUGCAACCUUGCUAGCGGGGUCAGACUGAAGAAUUUAUCACUCCCAACGUCAUUAAAAGAGGUCUCCCUGAUCCAGCUGGACAGCAUGAGUCUCUCGCACCAGAUGCUGGUGCGGUGCGCGGCCAUCACGGGCCUCACCUGCACCACGGAUCUGCUGUUCGAGAUCCUGCCUUGCUGGGACAUGAAGAUGAUCAUCGAGGCCCUGACCACACUGGUGGAAGAGAACAUCUUUGACUGCUUCCUGACUGGCAAGGACCUCCGCCUGGCCCAGCAGCAGGACGCCUCCUUCGAGGUGCAUCACCGCUCCUCUUCCCUGCAGGCCAAUGAAGGGACGGAGGACAAGGACAAAGACAAAGACGAAGAGUUCCAGGAGCUGCGCAACGAGGUGUUGCAGUGCCACAUCAUCCGAUUCUGUAGGCCCAUGAUGCAGAAAAUCGCCUACGAACUAUGGCUCAAGGAUGAGAAGAAAGCCAUGCACUUGAAAUGCGCCCACUUCCUGGAGGAAAGCGCCCACAGAUGCGACCGCUGCAGGGGCACUGACUUCGUUCCCUACCACCACUUCGCGGUGGAUGUUUGGCUCAACAAACUAGACAUGAGCACCAUGAAGAAGCUGGCUAAAUCCCACAGUCCUCAAUCUAAAGAAGAGAUCCCUGCUUCUAAGCCAGAACUCUGUGAGAAAGCUGAGCUGUUUCCUGCAGACCUCAACCCUGAGGAAAUAAAGGACAAGAUCUUGGAGUUCUUUGACAACAUGAUAACCAAAAUGAAUGAGGAGGCGGAGAGGCUGCUCCCCCAGAAGCCCUGCCAGUGUGAGGAGAUCCUCACCAUUGUCAUCCUGCCUCUGGCCCAGCACUUCGUGGCUCUGAAUGAAGACCACAGAGCCCUGUACUACUUCCUAGAGAUCACAUCAGCCUAUCUCCUCCUGGGCGACAACUACAUGGCAUAUGUGCAUUUGAAUGAGGGACACAGGCUGUUAAAAAUGCUGAAGAAGAAGAAAUCUUGGAAUGAGACUUUUGAGUUGGCUACUUUUUAUACCCUCAAAGGUCAGGUGUGCUAUAACAUGGGCCAGAUGGUGCUGGCCAAGAGGACUCUGAGGAAGGCACUGAGGUUUCUCAAGUGUGUCUUUCCUCGCAACUUACCCUCCAUACUUGUCCAUGAUCACCUGGAGAAGAAGAAACACUCCCAUUAUUUGAAUCAGCAGGUCCAAGCCAGCCAGCCACCAGGAAAAGAGAGGCUGGCAGAACUUUACCAGCAGGUGGCGUGCUUCUCUUUGCUGUCGAAGAUCUACAGCCUCAACGAUCACUUUUACCACAAGUAUUACGCCCACCCAACAGCCCUGAUGCAAGUGAACACUGCCCUGGAGACACAAAAUGAUUUCGAGAUUGUGAAGGCAUUCCUGGACUACUCACAGUUUCAUCAGUUGUCUGGCUACCAAGAGAUGUGGUUCGCCUACGAGAUCAAGGCCAUGGAGCGAGUCUGCCGGCUCCCAGUGGACAGCGAGGCCAUCGAGAUGGUGGCCUAUGUGGCUGACACCCUGGGCCACAUCAAGUUCGUCAUGGGCCACCUGGACUUGGCCAUCGAGUUAGGUUUCCGGGCUCACAAGAUGUGGGCCCUACUCCAGAACCCCAACACCUACUGCUCCGUGCUUAGUACACUCUCCGGCUCCCUGCUGCUGAGGAACAGAUACAAGCAACUGAUCCAGGUGCUGGAGUUGCUGUGGCAACUGUCUGAGGAGGAAGAGCACAUUUUCAGCAAGGCCUGCUUCUAUGUCUUCUGCUUGGAAAUCAUGCUUUAUUGUGGCUUUGUGUACAGACCUUUCGAUGAGUGCCUGCAGUUCCUAAACCUCUACGAGGACACCACCAUCCUCACGUUCCAGAGCGGAGUCCUCCUGAGCUUUUACUCGGCCCUGGCUAUCUGGUAUGCCAGGCUCCAGGAAUGGGACAACUUUACCAACUUGAUGAACAAAAGUAAAAGUCUCCUGUCACGGAGAACCCCGACGACUGCUUACUACGGAGGUAUUGUUAAAUACAUGGAGGCGCAGGUGCUCCGUCUCCAAAAGCAGAUCGAAGAGCAGUACCACAAGGCUCAGGACAGCGGGGUGGAGCUGCUCAAGAACUUGGAGAGUCUCCUGUCUCAAAACACCAUGGGCUCUGUGUGGCAGCCACGGCUCUACCACCUGAUGGCCUACAUCUGCAUUCUCAUGGGAGAUGGACGGAACUGUGACAUUUACCUGAGCCAGGCAAUGGAGAUCUCAGAAACUCAGGGCAACAUGCUGGAGAAGAGCUGGCUGCUCCUGAGCAAGGAGUGGUGGUACUCAAAUGCGGAGCUCAUGGAAGACCAGUGGCUUCGCACAGUACUGAAUCUCCCAUCCUGGGACAAACUUGUGUCAGGCAAGGUGAACAUGCAGGAUCUUCAAAAAAACAAGUUCCUGAUGAGGGUGAAUAUCCUGGACACGCCCUUCUAGCAUUUCACAAAAGAGUACAGAUGCUGGUGAGAGCCAUCCUGGUCCAAUAGGACGAGCUUGGAAAAGACAUUUGGGUGCAUGGCUGGGUGGUGCCUCCCAAGCCAGGUGAUGGGAAAUGUGUCCCCCCAUGAGCAUCACAUGUCUGUGCCAA
This is a messenger RNA of Octodon degus (degu), 5174 nucleotides long. RefSeq names its product adenylate cyclase 10 (gene Adcy10). The transcript has 34 exons. Gene Ontology annotation, molecular function: adenylate cyclase activity. Lineage: Eukaryota; Metazoa; Chordata; Mammalia; Rodentia; Octodontidae. Gene Ontology annotation, biological process: cyclic nucleotide biosynthetic process; intracellular signal transduction. Bases 185 to 5023 code for a protein of 1612 amino acids. Gene Ontology annotation, cellular component: cytoplasm. The record is from RefSeq and is a predicted model, not a curated record.